Molecule: messenger RNA, 1864 nt
Organism: Fimicolochytrium jonesii
Lineage: Eukaryota; Fungi; Chytridiomycota; Chytridiomycetes; Spizellomycetales; Powellomycetaceae
Product: ADP-ribosylation factor family-domain-containing protein
Exons: 5
Coding region: 84-1802 (572 amino acids)
Molecular function (GO): GTP binding; GTPase activity
Source: RefSeq, a predicted model, not a curated record
UUCGCUCAUCCGGUCCUAACUCCAGUACCGCACACCGCCAAACUUACCUCUCCCAUCCACCCGAUAUCCCAGCACAAAAAAAGAUGCCAUCCGCCCUCCGCUGCCUCACCUGCUGCCUCCCCCACCCGGGCUCCAUCUCCCCCACCUCCCCCCCAAAACCAGGACUCUGCAUCGCAGUCUUCGGGCUCGACAACGCGGGCAAAACAAGCGUGCUGUUGCGGUUGAAGGGUGAUACGGAUACGGCUCAGAAAACUUCCUGGGGCUUCACGACCGCCACCAUCCCUUUCGUCAUUCCCACGCCAACUUCAGGGACGGAGGAGAGUCAUGAGAAGAAGAAGAAAAAGAAGGGCAAAUCGACAAAGGUGACCUUCUACGAUGUAGGCGGGGACGUGAAGAUUCGGGGCAUUUGGCGGAACUAUUAUGCUGAGGCGUAUGCGUGUAUUUUCGUGGUAGACGCCUCGGACGGCGGCCGUAUCCCCGAGGCCGCUGAGGCGCUGCGGGCUAUUUAUCAGGAUGAGCGGAUGAAGGGGAAGCCACUUCUUGUAUUGGCAAACAAACAAGAUUUGCCGACGUCGCUGCGCGCUGACGUUCUUUACGAUCGGCUUGGGAUCAAGGACCUCGUCGACGCCCACCCGGGGGAAGAUACAAUGCCAAAGCUGUGGGCACAGGUUCACCCCUGCACAGCCGACGUCGAGGCUUUGAAAGCCAAAGGUGUUGAUCUCGCUACCGACGCAGAUUUGGCAGCACUGUUGAGAGAGAUACACACCCACCUCCCGACACUUACAAAACGCACAGAACGGGAUGUAUCCGCCCAGCGCGCGACGUGGGAUGAGGAACGGGCUGCGCAGAGGAGGAGGGUUGAGGGGUAUCGGGAGGAGGAUGCUGCAGCCCAGCAAUCACAGAACGGUCAACCACAUGGGGAAACAACGGCGGGAGGUGGGAGUGACCUCGUCACGGGAAUAGCAAAGACGGUGGAGGUGGUUGAGAAGCCGGUGGAUUUUGAUGACGUGCAUCACCCACCUGUCUCGACUCCCGCUCUUGCAAUCGGGGCAUCCAAAGCGUCCCUCGCACCCACCACCGCCACCACGACAACGCCGUCACAACCGGCACCGACACAACCAUCAACAUCAACACAGUCGGAAAAGACUGAGAAGACGGACAAAGAAAAACAACCCAAAAAAUCCAAAUCGCUCUCGUCCCUUCUUCGGCGGGACAAUAAACACAAAAGCGGGAAUACGGUUUAUCCGGAUGGAGAUGAUGAGGGUGCGGAGGGGUUGUUGGGUGGGUCUCAACCGAGUGGCGAAGCGCCGGAUAGUGAGGACCACGGUGGUGAGGAGCAGAGAGAAGAAGGGGAAGGCAGGGUGGAGAGGCGAUUGUCGAAUGUUGUUGUUCCGGAGGCUGUUGGGGCUGAGGUGGGUGAAGGGAAGACGGAAGGGGUGGGGAGGAAGAGCGCUGAACAUCUCGCUGAGUCGGUGCAUCAACCUGCGUCCGCAUCCGCACAUCAGCAUGAUGGUGGCGACGCAGGAUCGUCAAUUUCACCACCACAACCACCUGCAGCAACAACAUCAUCGCACCCAAAUCCGACAUCGACAGACGCCGCCGACCACUCAUUCCAACCACCAGUGCACACAUCCCACCUCCCACCCAUAACCCCUCUCGGCCCGCUCAAAGCCGGAUUCCUGACCGCCCCGGCGCACGGACCGAGGAUGUUACCGCCGUUGGGGCCAUUGCAUCCUGUGCCGACGCCAACGACGACGGCGGGGGCUGAGGGGGAUUUGAUCGAUUUGGGCGGUGAGAAAUGAGGUGAAGUGCCCGUCCCGGGGACGGGACGAUAGGAUAAGGGCUGAUGAUACACGGGCGCAAA